Messenger RNA from Suillus discolor, 402 nucleotides. RefSeq lists its product as uncharacterized. The transcript has a single exon. The record is from RefSeq and is a predicted model, not a curated record. The coding region runs from base 24 to 242 and encodes 72 amino acids. Lineage: Eukaryota; Fungi; Basidiomycota; Agaricomycetes; Boletales; Suillaceae.
AGUUGAUCCAUCUUGUUGCAGCCAUGGAAUUCUGCAGAUCUCGCAGUGUGAUCGGCUCCAUGUGGUCUGUUGACGACGAUGUUGCAUGCCAGGUCAUGUCUGCUUUUUACCACAAGUUAAUUGGUGAUUCAAAAAGAUUGGACUGCACAGGGGCUGCAGUAGCGCUGCACAAGGCUGUGAGAUUGUUGCACAAGAAGAUUCCGUUAGAACAGCAGAUUGUAUUUGUCCACAUAGGUGUGUAGUUAGAGACUCAAUUCACUAUAUUAUUUCAUUUGCUGUAUUUCUAGUUGUUUUCAUCCCCUCGCUAUCUUGUUGUUUACUUACUUCUGCAUGAUACCCUCUUGUUCCAUACUAUACUAGUGCCACACUCUGUGUCCCAGUGAAUACAUCUGAUUUACUCCU